Molecule: messenger RNA, 3598 nt
Organism: Tripterygium wilfordii
Lineage: Eukaryota; Viridiplantae; Streptophyta; Magnoliopsida; Celastrales; Celastraceae
Product: DExH-box ATP-dependent RNA helicase DExH1
Exons: 16
Coding region: 57-3146 (1029 amino acids)
Cellular component (GO): intracellular anatomical structure; nucleus
Molecular function (GO): RNA binding; ATP binding
Source: RefSeq, a predicted model, not a curated record
CCUAAAUUUUCGUCUUCGGACUGCGGUGCAUGUGUUAUGCUUUCUCGCACAUAUAAAUGUCUCUGUGCUUGCCGGGCGCUAACUACUGUAUCUUAUUCCUUUCCAAACAUUUCCUAGUCGCGCCCAGAAAACUCUAUCCCACUCGAUUUUGGAUCUCUACCGUUGCCAUGUCUAGUGGUCCUAAUUUCCAAGGUGGUCGCCGCGGCGGAGGCGGGACCCGCGGACGAGUCGGAGGUGGCGGCCGCAGCCGUGGUGGUCGCGGUGGCGGAGGACGCGGAGAGCAGCGAUGGUGGGACCCUGUUUGGCGUGCAGAGCGCUUGAGACAAAAACCAGCUGUUGAGAUGGAGGUUCUUGAUGAGAAUGAAUGGUGGGGUAAGAUGGAGCAACUGAAGAGCGGAGGGGAGCAGGAGAUGAUAAUAAAGCGUAAUUACAGCCACCGGGACCAGCAGGCUUUGUCUGACAUGGCUUACCAACUGAGUCUUUACUUCCAUGCAUAUAAUAAAGGGAAUACACUUGUCGUUAGCAAAGUUCCUUUACCAGAUUACCGUGCUGAUCUUGAUGAACGUCAUGGUUCCACUCAGAAAGAGAUUCGAAUGUCCACAGAAACUGAGAGGAGAGUUGGAAAGCUUUUGAAUGGCUCAAGCAGUGAAGCAACAAGUAUUGAUUCCAGUGUUUCAUCUGCUCAGGGAGCUAAACAAUUUUCAGUUGGCGUGAAAAUAGAGAAAUCUGUCUCUACUUUAGAAAUUAGUUCUGCCAAGGACAGCUUUAGUGCUGAGCUUUUGCGUAGGCAAGAAAAUUUUAAGCAAAGUAAGAGUGCAAAGGCGAUGCAAUGCUUCAGAGAAAAGCUUCCUGCAUUCAAAAUGAAAGUAGAGUUCUUAAAAGCUGUAGCAGAAAAUCAGGUAUUGGUGGUUUCAGGAGAGACUGGUUGUGGCAAAACAACACAGCUUCCUCAGUUUAUCCUAGAAGAUGAGAUAUCAUGUCUUCGUGGUGCUAAUUGCAACAUAAUAUGCACUCAGCCUCGUCGUAUAUCUGCCAUAUCUGUUGCAGCUCGAAUAUCUUCAGAGAGGGGGGAGAGUCUUGGUGAAACUGUUGGAUAUCAGAUUCGCCUUGAAUCAAAGCGUAGCAUGGAAACACGUCUCCUUUUCUGCACCACUGGAGUUUUACUUCGACAGUUGGUUCAGGACCCUAAUCUGACUGGCGUCAGUCAUUUGCUAGUGGAUGAAAUUCAUGAAAGAGGCAUGAAUGAAGACUUUCUACUAAUAAUUUUGCGUGACCUUCUUCCACGCCGUCCAGAUUUACGUCUUAUACUGAUGAGUGCCACCAUUAAUGCUGAAUUGUUUUCCAAGUACUUUGGGAAUGCCCCCACUAUUCACAUACAGGGAUUGACCUUUCCUGUUGUCGAGUUUUUCCUAGAGGACGUUCUGGAGAAAACUCGUUAUAAUAUUAAAACAGAGUUUGACAACUUUCAGGGAAGCUCCAGAAGAAGAAGGAAAGAUCUAGAUUCUAAGAAGGAUCACUUGACUGCAUUAUUUGAGGAUGUUGACAUUGAUUCUUACUAUAAUCAUUAUAGUGCACCUACAAAACAUUCUCUUGAAGCUUGGACGGGUGCACAGCUUGAUUUGGGCCUGGUAGAGUCUACAAUUGAAUAUAUCUGUCGCCAUGAAAGUGGAGGAGCAAUCCUUGUUUUUCUGACUGGCUGGGAUGAGAUUUCUAAGCUGCUUGACAAAAUUAAAGGAAACAGCUUCCUUGGAGACCUUAACAAGUUUUCGGUCCUGCCAUUACAUGGUUCGAUGCCUACCCUCAACCAACGUGAAAUAUUUGACCGCCCUCCCCCCAACAAGCGGAAAAUUGUUCUUGCAACAAAUAUUGCAGAGAGUAGUAUCACCAUUGAUGAUGUUGUAUAUGUUAUAGACUGUGGAAAGGCGAAGGAGACUAGCUAUGAUGCUUUAAACAAGCUAGCUUGUCUUUUACCAUCGUGGAUUUCAAAAGCUUCUGCACAUCAGAGACGAGGUCGUGCUGGCCGUGUACAACCCGGUUUCUGUUACAGACUGUAUCCAAAAAUUAUACACGAUGCGAUGCCUGAGUAUCAACUACCUGAAAUACUGCGAACACCUCUGCAAGAACUAUGCCUGCGCAUCAAAAGCUUGCAGCUUGGAAAUGUUGGAUCCUUUUUGGCAAAGGCACUUCAGCCACCGGAUUCUCUGGCUGUUCAAAAUGCAAUUGAACUUCUAAAGACCAUUGGGGCUCUAGAUGAUAUGGAGGAGCUUACUCCUCUUGGUCGCCACCUUUGUACGUUACCCCUUGAUCCAAAUAUUGGGAAACUGCUCUUAAUGGGUUCUGUUUUUCAAUGCCUGAAUUCUGCUCUAACAAUUGCUGCUGCGCUCGCACACCGUGACCCAUUUGUUCUUCCAAUAGACAGAAAAACAGAAGCUGAUGCUGCAAAAAGAUCUUUUGCUGGUGAUUCUUGCAGUGACCACAUAGCUCUAGUUAAAGCGUUUGAAGGAUACAAGGAAGCAAAACAGACUCGAAAAGAAAGAGCAUUUUGUUGGGAGAAUUAUCUAUCUCCAGUAACCUUGCAGUUACUGGAUGACAUGAGACAUCAGUUUCUGGAUCUUCUAUCUGAUAUUGGCUUUGUGGACAAAUCAAGGGGUCCUAGUGCUUACAACCAAUAUAACCAUGAUUUGGAGAUGGUAUCUGCAGUUCUUUGUGCUGGCCUUUACCCAAAUGUUGUGCAAUGCAAAAGAAGAGGAAAGCGAACAGCGUUCUAUACUAAAGAAGUAGGAAAAGUGGACAUUCAUCCUGCGUCUGUCAAUGCAGGGAUUCAUCUUUUCCCUUUGCCUUACAUGGUUUAUAGUGAAAAGGUGAAAACAAGCAGCAUUUAUGUCCGAGACUCAACCAACAUAUCUGAUUAUGCUCUUCUUCUGUUUGGUGGAAGUCUCACUCCCAGCAAAACUGGGGAAGGAAUUGAGAUGCUUGGAGGUUACCUUCAUUUCUCUGCAUCAAAGAGUGUACUGGAGUUGAUUCAGCAAUUGCGGCGUGAACUUGACAAGCUUCUGAAGAGGAAGAUUGAUGAUCCUGGCUUGGACAUUUCUUUGGAAGGAAAAGGAGUUGUUUCUGCUGUGGUUGAAUUGUUGCACAGUUUUUGAUGCAUUGCCAAUUUUUUUUUCCCUUUAAUGAUAGGAGUCCUGUCAAUUUUGGUAGCUCCAUCUCCCAACCCCCUAAGAAAUGAUAUUUAGUUAACAUAAGAUAGAAGAUCCUGGAAAUUUUUUCAGUAGUAGAUUUGUCGAAAUUUGUUUACAGAGUGACCAGGAUUCCUUCAAUAUGCUUCAUGCAUAGGACUGGGUCGGGUUGAUUGAUUAUUGGCCGAUAAUGCAACUGACUAUGCUCAUUAUUGAAAACCAUUACCGGCCCGACUUUUAUGGGUCGGGUAAUGGUUGUCUUGGAAUGACCCCGAAGCAUAAGUCGGUUGGGGAGCUGAGUCUUAUGCAAUCAAGUUAAGGGCUUUUGUAGUGUUUUAAUUAUAGGCGUCCACUCUAUUUAUCAGUAUGGGUUUCACACAAUUUUUUGAAUUUGGUAGACAAACUAAUCGUUGGUAGUC